GCUGUGCUGCACCGAGCAGCUUCUCACCUCUGACUGCAUCCCAUCUCCACCUUCCCAUCUCUCCACUUGUCCCGCGUAAGGAUGGAUGCGUUUUCCCGCGGUCGGUGUGACCCGGUAAAGUGUGAGAAGAACACGGUCGGUGGUGGAAACCGCCAGUAACUGGAGUGUCUUUGGGCGUCGGUGAUGUGUUUUUUUUUUUUACAAUUGUUGACUGCAGAAAUUUCCGACUCGCCGUUCUCUGGUGCGCUCUUGGAGAGGAAGAAUGGGCAUGUGAAUGAUCUCCUUCAGCGGCUCGAAUAACCGAUUCGGUUCUUCUUAGUUCACUAACUUGAGUAAAUUGUCUCAAAGUCACACGAGUGGAGACAGGAUUCAUUGAUUCAUUGAUUGUUCGUUUUCGCUUGAGGAGGAAUUCAUGCAUCGAUAGCCAACGGGGCCAAUAUGCCAGAAUGGGUCCUCUACAGUAUUUAUUUCUCUGCGGACUUCUGUACACCCAAACCGACGGGUCUCGUCUUCGCCAGGAAGACUUCACUCCCCGCAUUGUGGAGCACCCCUCUGACCUCAUUGUGUCCAAAGGGGAACCAGCCACUCUCAACUGUAAGGCCGAGGGCCGCCCGACCCCCACGGUGGAAUGGUACAAAGACGGCGAGCGCGUUGAGACGGACCGCGACAACCCCCGAUCCCACCGUAUGCUGCUGCCCAGCGGCUCCCUCUUCUUCCUGCGUAUCAUCCACGGGCGACGGAGCAAGCCCGACGACGGCAGCUACGUGUGCGUGGCCCGAAACUAUCUGGGAGAGGCCGUAAGCCGGAACGCAUCUCUUGAAGUAGCAUUGUUACGCGACGACUUCAGGCAGAACCCACAGGAUGUGGUGGUGGCGGUCGGGGAGACGGCCAUUCUCGAGUGUCAGUCUCCACGAGGGCACCCUGAACCCACCACCUUCUGGAGGAAAGAUAAAACUCGUCUUGACCUCAAAGAUGACAGGAUCACGGUGCGAGGAGGAAAGCUGACCAUUUCAAAUACAAAGAAGAGUGAUGUGGGGAUAUAUGUGUGUGUGGCGGCAAACAUGGUCGGGGAAAGAGAGAGUGAAAAAGCUCAGCUCUCUGUGUUUGAAAGGCCCGUGUUUGUGCAACGACCUGUGAACCAGGUAGUCUUAGUUGACGAGGCUGUAGAGUUCAGAUGUCAGGUUCGCGGUGACCCACCUCCCACUCUGCGCUGGAAAAAGGAGGACGUGGAAAUUCCCCGCGGCAGGUACGACAUCCGAUAUGAAAAGGAAGACCUCCUGCUGAAGAUAAAGAAAGCAUCCGUCAGUGAUCAGGGCACGUUCACCUGCCUCGCAGAGAACCGUGUUGGUAAAGUGGAGGCCUCUGCCUACCUGACCAUCAGAGCUCGCCCCGUCGAGGCACCCCAGUUUGUGGUGAGACCCCGGGACCAGAUUGUAGCGCAGGGACGAACCGCUACCUUUCCUUGCGAGACCAGGGGCAAACCUCAGCCGACUGUCUUCUGGCAACAAGAGGGUAGCCAGGAUCUUCUGUUUCCCAACGAGCCAACUCAGGGAGAAAGCCGUGUUUCUGUGUCCAUGACUGGAGAGUUGACCAUUUCAUCUGUGCAGCGCUCAGACGCAGGGUAUUAUAUCUGCCAGGCCCUCACUGUAGCAGGCAGCAUCAUGGCCAAGGCUCAGCUUGAGGUAGCAGACGCCCUGAAGGACCGCCCUCCACCCAUCAUCCGACAAGGCCCAUCCAACCAAACGCAGGCGGUGGGGGGUGUUUCCCUCCUGAGGUGUCAGGCCUCAGGGGACCCCGAGCCCACAGUCACCUGGAGAAAGAAUGGCGCCAGUCUGCUUGGGAAGGACCCAAGAUUUUCCCUGCUGGAGCAUGGGAGCCUUCAGAUCCAGAAUACCAGGCUGUCUGAUUUGGGGUUGUACACCUGUGUGGCCACCAGCUCCAGUGGAGAGACAUCAUGGAGUGCAUACUUGGAUGUCACAGACUCCACUGAGCUCUCAGACUUCAUGUCUCACAACGCCACCGCCCUCCCAGGCCCACCCUCCAAGCCAGAGGUCACCGAUGUUACCAAGAGCAGUAUCUCAUUGUCAUGGGAACCGGGGCCAGAGGCGGGCUCCCCACUGUCCUCCUAUGUCAUCGAGGCCUUCGGUCAGUCAGUGAGUAACAGCUGGCAGACAGUGGCAGACCAUGUGAAGACCACCGAGUUCACAGUGAAGGACCUCCGACCCAACACCGUCUACCUGUUCAUCAUCAGGGCAGUCAACGCUCAAGGGCUCGGGGACCCCAGCCCCAUGUCUGAGCCUGUCAGGACUCAAGACAUCAGUCCCACGGCACAGGGAGUGGACCACCGUCGCGUGCAGAAGGAGUUAGGAGACGUGGUGGUCAGCAUGCAUAACCCUGUGGUCCUUAGUUCCACUUCAGUGCAGGUCACAUGGACCGUGGAGAAUCCAUCCCAGUUCAUUCAAGGCUACCGUGUCCUGUUCCGGCAGACGUCAGGGCUGCCCUCCCCCGGGCCCUGGCAGAUACAGGACUUGAAGGUCGCCUCGGAGAGGGACAUAACUCUCUCCGCUCUGAAGAAAGGCAUCGUGUACGAGAUUAAAGUGCGGCCGUACUUCAAUGAGUUCCAGGGUGCAGACAGUGAAUCCAUGACGGCACGCACCAUGGAGGAAGCACCUGGUGCGCCUCCGCAGCUAGUGACAGUGUUGACAGUCGGGAGCCACAAUAGCACGUCCAUCAGCGUGUCAUGGGACCCUCCUCCCUCCGACGAGCAGAACGGCAUCAUCCAGGAGUACAAGAUCUGGUGUCUGGCCAACGAAACCCGCUUUCAUGUCAAUAAGUCUGUGGACGCAACCAUCCGUUCAGUGGUGGUUGGGGGGCUGCAGAGCGGAGUACAGUACCAUGUGGAGGUGGCUGCCGGCACCAGCGCAGGGGUGGGGGUCAAGAGCAAACCCCAGCUCAUCAUCUUGGGUGGAGAACUGAGGGACGUUAUGACGGGAUCGGAGGGCAACAAUAGCAUCUCAGACGUGGUGAAGCAGCCGGCCUUCAUCGCCGGUUUGGGGGGGGCCUGCUGGAUCGUCCUCAUGGGCUUCAGCGCCUGGCUGUACUGGAGGAGGAAGAAGAGGAAGGGACUCAGCAACUAUGCAGUUCAGUCCUUCACCUUCACUCGUGCAGUCACAUUCCAAAGAGACAGAGGCCUCAUCAGAAAUGGAAGCCGACCAGGGCUGCUGAAAGCGGGGGACCAAGGCCUCCCCUGGUUGGCUGACUCCUGGCCCUCCACUAGCCUCCCAGCUAACGGCUUAGGGAGUCCCAAGGGCGGAAGCAACUUUGGCCGAGGAGAUGUUUUACCAUCCGCCGCCGUGGAGAAGACUGGCACCAUGCUGUCUGAUGGUGCCAUCUAUAGCAGUAUUGACUUCAUGGGGAAGGCAGGGUACAGCAGCCCGGCGCGAGGCAUCCAGCCCACCCCCUACGCCACCACUCAGAUACUCCAGUCCAACAGCUUCCACGAGCUGGCUGUGGACCGACCUGAUCCCCGCUGGAAGGCUUCUCUCCAAGCCCAGCAGGAAAUGGCAAACCUCGGCUACUCGCUGACUGACAGGCGCCCUGGCAAUGGUGCAAAGGUCGGGAAAAAAAAGAAGGUGAAGGGUGGGACAAAGGCCUCUAAAUCAAAUGGGACGUGCUGGGCGAACAUGCCCCUGCCUCCACCACCCAUGCACCCCCUCCCUGGUACCGAGGUUGACCUUGAGCGCUACCCCCAGGAUAACCACGGAGGAGGAUAUGACAGCAACAGUUGGGCCCCUCCAAUGUCUGUCCAGACCUUCCGCCACCAGGGUUUGGACAACGAGGAGGAGGAUGACAUAGGUCCCACCCCCCCGCUGAGAGGAAGAUCUUCCUCGCCAGCGACAGCUUCCUUCAGCCAACCCUCGUCUUCCUCUCUCAGCUCUACCCACCACGACGAAAUGCAAUCCAUUUUGCAGGCCCAUCUGGAUGAGCUGACCAGAGCUUACCAAUACGAGGUGGCCAAGCAGUCAUGGCACAUGAAGGGCAGUCCAAACGUGUCCACCACCCCCGUCCCUCCGAUGGACUUCAUGUCCAGCACACUGGGCUCAGAUCUGGGAGCGACUCUACUUUCUGAAGAAGACGAGGAUAUGGAGGAGGAGGAAAGAUAUGCUAUGGUGUCAAAGAAUUUGUGUGGCUUUGAGUACACUCCUGGUCACAGCGUGGAUCAUCUUGACGGCUCAGGUCAAAGCUCUCAGAAGUGUCGCUCUGACAGCUCCGGCUCAGCAGACCCCGGCGCACAGAGCACUCACAGCCUCGGCCACAAGAGGGCAACGUUGACUGGCCUCAAACCACAGACUGGCAAGGUUGGGACUCUGCCAAGACGAAGAGACACCAACAAAGACGCCCACACACCGGCCGCAAAUUCCCUGCACAGUGUGGGUUCCCGCAUGCACAGCUCGUGGGCAGCUGCGGCCUCAGACCCCUCUGAGGAGUGCAUGGUGACCGUGUCGACGCUAGAGCGGCAGCAUAUGGCUUCCUGGAGCGGCACAACAACAUCCAACAGGGCCACCCUGAGUAGGGGCUCCCACAAGAGACCUGGCACAGAUCCCUCCCACAACGGGCAUCCGUCCACCAACAGCACAGAGAAAAGGGAACACUAGUCUUUGUGAAGCAUCAUACCCUGCAGAUGCUCCCGGGUCCCAGGACACCUUGUUUGUAAGCGUCAUGAGAUUUUCUCUCUGCGACGAGACACUGAAUGAUGUUAGGAAGGACGGAGAGGAGACAGAAUGAAGACAAAAGGAACAGAGAGCGCGAUAAAAAUGCAGAGCUGUAAAUGUCAUGUACAGACACAGACACCAGUCUCACAGUGUUACUUUCAUCCCCCUCUUCAAAAGAGUAAAACCGUAUGUUGUAUGUCCGCUUCUUCUUUUUUCUGUCACAGCGUGUACAAAGAUUCACAGAGUGGAGAUGAAGAAAAAUCACAACAAAAUGACUAAUAUGAAAAAGGACUUGCAUAAUUUGUAAAUAUAUUUUUUUAUGUUUUUUUUUCUCUCUUUUCUUUUGCUUCGCUAUGCAAGCCAAACCCAAUGUUGUAUCUUUUGUGAUUUAUUACUGUGAAUGAUUUUCAUUAAUGCUCAAACUGUUAGCUUAUUUUAAUGAAGCUACUGUAUCGUUGUACUUUGCACAGAGCGUUUUGGUGAAAAUAAGCACAAACCCAUUGUCAGCUGAGCUGAGGAGGAGAAUCAUAAUGGCAGAGAGGGACGUCUAUGAUAAACAGAACCGAAAACAGAAGAUAUAUACUUGGCUGCGCUAUACUUGUUUUAAAGAAACACAUAUAUUGAGAAGGAACAAAACACAGGUAAAUACUUGGAAAUAAUAUGCCAAUAUAUCACUUAUCGCUGGGAGAUUAUUAUGCAUCAUACCUAUAAUGGUUCUCAACAAAUGUUUACCAGUUUAUUGGGAACAAAGCAACACAAUGUUGCGAUUUUAAAAGCAAAGACAUAGGAACAUAGGGUAAGCGUCUCUGCCAUUCACAAGAGUAUGUUAAUCAAAAUAUAUAUGCAUUUGUUUUGCUAAUUAUUUUCCAAUUACAUACAGUGACAUAUUGAGUGCAAUAUUGAAUGGGCAAUGGGGCAGUAAAUAGGGAAAUAUCCAGGCCAAAAGGCCCUCGAGAAUAAUGAGAUGCAGAAUUUAACAAUAAGUAUAUAUGAAUUUAAAGAUGACUUGACCAACUGCCAAAAAACAUUUUCCAGUUUUAAAGUCUAGCCAAUUAGCAUUUUUCUGCCAACGAGAUUCACAAUGCGACGUCUUGCCACAUGUUUGGAUGGUUUUUGUUUUGAUCAUUGUUCUGGUAAUGACUACUCUUUCAAGAAUCUUUACCUGCCAUAUUGGUUUGCCCUCAGGAAUAAGCAGCCACAUACAUUUGGGCAGUUUUUCAAUCCUUUGAUGCAAAAUAAAAUGUG
Molecule: messenger RNA, 5957 nt
Organism: Trematomus bernacchii (emerald rockcod)
Lineage: Eukaryota; Metazoa; Chordata; Actinopteri; Perciformes; Nototheniidae
Product: roundabout homolog 2-like
Exons: 28
Coding region: 447-4655 (1402 amino acids)
Molecular function (GO): protein binding
Source: RefSeq, a predicted model, not a curated record